AUGCUGGGCCUGACCUUCCUGGGUCUCAUGGCUGCACUGGGUAUCAGGCCAGGGGCCCCACUGUGCCUGUCCCAGCAGCUCAGCCUGCCUGGGGACUAUAUUCUGGGCGGGCUUUUCCCCCUGGGCUCAGCCGAUGAUACCGGGCUAGGUGACAGGACGCAGCCCAAUGCCACCGUCUGCACCAGGUUAUCAGCCCCCGGCCUGCUCUGGGCACUAGCUGUGAUGAUGGCCGUGGAGGAGAUCAACAACGCGUCCACCCUGCUCCCUGGGCUGCGUCUGGGCUAUGACCUCUUUGACACAUGCUCAGAACCCGUGAUCGCCAUGAAGCCCAGCCUGGUGUUCAUGGCCAAGGUGGGCAGCCGCAGCAUCGGUGCCUACUGUGACUACACGCAGUACCAACCCCGUGUGCUGGCCGUCAUUGGGCCCUACUCAUCCGAGGUCGCCCUGGUCACUGGCAAGUUCUUCAGUUUCUUCCUCAUGCCCCAGGUCAGCUAUGGUGCCACCACCGACCGGCUGAGCAACCGCGAGACGUUCCCAUCCUUCUUCCGCACGGUGCCUAGCGACCGUGUGCAGGCGACGGCCAUGGUGGAGCUGCUGCGGGGGCUGCGCUGGAACUGGGUGGCCGCUGUGGGCAGUGAUGACGAGUAUGGCCGGCAGGGCCUGGGCCUCUUCUCCAGCCUGGCCAAUGCCAAGGGCAUCUGUAUCGCUUACGAGGGCCUGAUGCCGCUGCCCCGGGCUGGUGGCCCGCGGCUAGGCUCCGUGCAGAGCCUGCUGCACCAGGUAAACCACAGCAGCGUGCAGGUGGUGGUGGUCUUCUCCUCUGCCCACGCUGCCUACAGCCUGUUCAGCUACAGCAUCCACUACAGGCUCUCGCCCAAGGUAUGGGUGGCUAGCGAGACCUGGCUCACUUCAAGCCUGGUCAUGACACUACCGGGCAUGGAGCGGGUGGGCACGGUGCUCGGCUUCCUGCAUCAGGGCGCCGAGAUGCCCGAGUUCCGGUCCUAUGUGCGGACCCGCCUGGCCCGGGCCGCAGAGCCUGCCUACUGCGCCUCGUUAGAGGCAGGGCAGCUGGGUCUGGAGGAGCAUGUGGUGGGGCCACGCUGCCCCCAGUGUGACCGUGCCUCCCCGGAAAACGUGACCGAUGGGCUGCUAUACCACCAAACCUUUGCCGCCUACGCAGCUGUGUACAGCGUGGCCCACGCACUUCACAAAGCACUGCUCUGCAACUCCUCAGGCUGCCCCGCACAGGAGCCUCUGCGGCCCUGGCAGCUCCUGGAGAAUAUGUACAAUGCGAGUUUCCGCGCAUACAACCGGACCCUGCAGUUCGACUCCAGCGGAAAUGUGGACCUGGCUUAUGACCUGAAGCUGUGGGUCUGGCAGGACCGGAUGCCCAUGCUGCGCACUGUGGGCAGCUUCAAUGGCAGCCUGGAGCUCCAGUUCUCCAACAUGAUCUGGCACACCCCAGGAAACCAAGAGCCUGUGUCCCAGUGCUCGCGGCAGUGCAGGGAGGGCCAGGUGCGCCGCGUGAAGGGCUUCCAUUCCUGCUGCUACGACUGCGUGGACUGCAAGGCAGGCAGCUACCAGCGCCACCCAGAUGAUGCCCUCUGCAGCAAGUGUGACCAGGACCAGUGGUCCCCAGAUGGUAGUACCCGGUGCUUCCCCCGCACGCCCAGGUUCCUGGCAUGGGGGGAGCCGGCCGUGCUUGGGCUGCUCCUGCUGCUGGGCAUCGUUCUGGGUCUGGUGCUGCUGGCCCUGGGACUCUUCACCUGGCACCGGGACAGCCCACUAGUUCAGGCCACAGGGGGGCCCAGGGCCUGCUUCGGCCUGGCCUGCCUGGGCCUGGUCUGCCUCAGCGUCCUCCUAUUCCCUGGCCGGCCCAGCACUGCCAACUGCAUGGGCCAGCAGCUGCUGCUCCACCUCCCGCUUACUGGCUGCCUGAGCACACUAUUCCUGCAGGCAGCUGAGAUCUUUGUGGGCUCAGAACUGCCACCCAGCUGGACAGACUGGCUCCAUAGCCGCCUGCGGGGGCCCUGGGCCUGGCUGGUAGUGCUGCUUGCCAUGCUGGCAGAGGCGGCACUCUGCUCCUGGUACCUGGCGGUCUUCCCACCAGUGGUGAUGACAAAUUGGCACGCGCUGCCCACCGAGGCACUGGUGCACUGCCGUGUGAGCUCCUGGAUCAUGUUUGGAGUGGUGCAUGCCACCAACGCCACGCUGGCCUUCCUCUGCUUCUUGGGCACCUUCCUGGUACAGAGCCAGCCUGGCCGCUACAACAGUGCCCGCGGCCUGACCUUCGCCAUGCUGGCCUACUUCAUCACCUGGGUCUCCUACAUCCCCCUCUUUGCCAAUGUACAUGUGGUCUCCCACCCGCCUGUGCAGAUGGGCACCAUUCUCUUCUGUGUGCUGGGCAUCCUGGCCACCUUCCACCUGCCUAAGUGCUACCUGCUGCUGUGGCGGCCUGACCUCAACACCCCAGAGUUCUUCUUGGGAGGGGGUCCUAGCGAUGCCAGAGGGCAAGGCAGCAGUGGGCACGGGGAGGAGACUCAGGGGAAAAACAAGUGA
Molecule: messenger RNA, 2559 nt
Organism: Budorcas taxicolor (takin)
Lineage: Eukaryota; Metazoa; Chordata; Mammalia; Artiodactyla; Bovidae
Gene: TAS1R3
Product: taste 1 receptor member 3
Exons: 6
Coding region: 1-2559 (852 amino acids)
Biological process (GO): G protein-coupled receptor signaling pathway; sensory perception of umami taste; sensory perception of sweet taste
Cellular component (GO): membrane
Molecular function (GO): G protein-coupled receptor activity; sweet taste receptor activity
Source: RefSeq, a predicted model, not a curated record